UUGGGGCGCUACGCAGCCGCGCGGGGCGGGAAGGAGAGAAAUGCGUCCUUCGCUGCUGCCUGCCUUCGCCCCUGUCCGCGUCGGGAGAGGAGGCACUGUGGAGCCCACGCCUGCCAACUCGCCCUAGAAGUCCCAGGGUGCGGCAGGGCGCCCCUCCCGGUCCCCAAGGGCUCCCACCUCUCCGCGAUUGAGUCGGCGCAGGUGGCUUUGGCCCCUGCCCCGGGACCAGUGCCAAUGACUCUGGUGGUGGUUUCGCUUUCUCCUCUCGAAGUCCUGUGAACGAGUGUCCCCUGCGUGAUGGGCAAUCAGGUGGAGAAAUUAACCCACCUAAGUUACAAGGAAGUUCCCACGGCCGACCCGACCGGCGUGGACCGAGAUGAUGGGCCCCGCAUAGGAGUCUCUUACAUUUUCUCCAAUGAUGACGAGGAUGUGGAACCGCAGCCACCGCCCCAGGGCCCUGAUGGCGGAGCUUUGCCGGACUCGGGAGACCGGCCCCCCCUGCCCCCGCCGCAGCCCUAUGACCCGCGGCAGCACGAGGUGGAAUGCUCGGUGUUUUAUCGGGACGAGUGCAUCUAUCAGAAAAGCUUCGCGCCGGGGUCGGCGGCGCUAAGCACCUACACACCCGAGAACCUGCUCAACAAGUGCAGUCCGGGCGACCUCGUGGAGUUUGUGUCGCAGGCGCAGUACCCGCACUGGGCUGUCUAUGUGGGCAAUUUCCAGGUAGUGCACCUGCACCGCCUGGAGGUGAGCAACAGCUUCCUGACCGACGCCAGCCAGGGUCGGCGCGGCCGCGUGGUCAACGAUCUAUAUCGCUACAAGCCUCUGAGCCCCAGCGCUGUGGUGCGCAACGCGCUGGCGCACGUGGGCGCCAAGGAGCGCGAGCUCAGCUGGCGCAACUCGGAGAGCUUUGCUGCCUGGUGCCGCUAUGGCAAACGCGAGUUCAAGAUCGGUGGCGAGCUGCGCAUCGGCAAGCAGCCCUACCGAUUGCAGAUUCAGCUCUCGGCUCAACGUAGCCACACUCUCGAGUUCCAGAGCCUGGAGGACUUGAUCAUGGAGAAGCGGCGCAACGACCAAAUCGGACGCGCGGCGGUGCUGCAGGAGCUCGCCACGCACCUACACCCGGCUGAGCCGGAUGAGGGCGACAGCGAUGCGGCUCGGACUACACCGUCUCCCCUGCGCCCCCCUGCACCGGGCUCCGAGGAGGAGGAUGGAUACUCGGUGGUGCACUGAUACUUACUUAACCUGGGCCCUGAGCUGCAGAAGGGAGCUGUUUGCAACGGCCGCGCCCCCUUCCUCCCCACCCACACCCCCUUCACCGGGGCCCCAUUUGAUAUUCUUGGGCCUUUUGGAAAACGCAGAGUUGGUGAGAUGCACAGCCGACUAUGGACAGGGGAGGAGGAAGGGGACGAGGGAGCAGGUAGGAGCACGUUGACUGGUGGGUGGCCAUGGGGAACAUUUCCUUCCCGCCCCCGCAGUCUGCCUUUCUUUCUGUGGCGAGGUAAAGUGAACUU
Phodopus roborovskii (desert hamster) is the source of this 1511-nucleotide messenger RNA. RefSeq names its product LRAT domain containing 2 (gene Lratd2). The coding region runs from base 298 to 1230 and encodes 310 amino acids. Lineage: Eukaryota; Metazoa; Chordata; Mammalia; Rodentia; Cricetidae. The transcript is spliced from 2 exons. The record is from RefSeq and is a predicted model, not a curated record.